AUGAUAAUGUUUUGUCGUCAUGUAUGUGCUGAUAAUAAAGCGGAUUUACAUACGAUCGGAGAAUUCGAAACCUAUUAUGAUGCAUGUAGUGCCAUUUUCUGGUAUACACGUGAUUCAUUUCUCUAUCGAUUAUGGAACAAAGCAUUGAGAGAACAUUCGAUGAGAUAUUUUAUUAAAGAUAUCCAUUUAGCAUUAAUUGAAAAACACAUUUUACAACAGCGAAUAUCAAAAAAUAGUUCAACAAAGGAAAUUCUCUAUCGAGGACAAAUGAUGGCAAUUGAAGAACUUAAGUCAGACUGGACAAAGUGA
Rotaria socialis is the source of this 309-nucleotide messenger RNA. Lineage: Eukaryota; Metazoa; Rotifera; Eurotatoria; Philodinida; Philodinidae. The record is from the annotation of a GenBank genome assembly.